Fundulus heteroclitus (mummichog) is the source of this 1482-nucleotide messenger RNA. RefSeq names its product proteasome 26S subunit, non-ATPase 7 (gene psmd7). Gene Ontology annotation, molecular function: metallopeptidase activity; protein binding. Gene Ontology annotation, cellular component: proteasome complex; proteasome regulatory particle. The record is from RefSeq and is a predicted model, not a curated record. The transcript is spliced from 8 exons. Bases 79 to 1071 code for a protein of 330 amino acids. NCBI's taxonomy places the organism in Eukaryota, Metazoa, Chordata, Actinopteri, Cyprinodontiformes, Fundulidae. Gene Ontology annotation, biological process: proteasome-mediated ubiquitin-dependent protein catabolic process.
GCGACGUCACGGGCAGCCGGAAGUGGAGCGGAGUGGGUAUUCUGUUUAGUCGGUGUGCUGUUCGCCUUCAUCGCAGAUAUGCCAGAGUUAGCGGUGGAAAACGUGGUGGUACACCCUCUGGUGUUGCUCAGCGUGGUCGACCACUUUAACAGGAUAGGAAAAGUUGGAAAUCAGAAGCGAGUGGUGGGUGUCCUUCUGGGGUCGUGGCAUAAAAAAGUUCUUGAUGUCUCUAAUAGUUUUGCGGUGCCGUUUGAUGAAGACGACAAGGACGACUCUGUGUGGUUCCUGGAUCAUGACUACCUGGAGAACAUGUAUGGCAUGUUUAAGAAAGUUAAUGCUCGAGAAAGGAUAGUUGGGUGGUACCACACAGGACCCAAGCUCCAUAAAAAUGACAUUGCCAUCAACGAGCUCAUCAAGCGGUACUGUACCAACUCGGUGUUAGUCAUCAUAGACGUGAAGCCCAAAGAUCUUGGACUGCCCACAGAAGCAUACAUUUCAGUGGAGGAAAUCCAUGAUGACGGCACCCCAACGUCUAAGACGUUCGAACAUGUCACCAGUGAAAUUGGAGCUGAAGAAGCAGAAGAAGUGGGAGUGGAGCAUCUCCUGAGAGACAUCAAGGACACCACAGUGGGCACUCUGUCACAGCGCAUCACAAACCAGGUUCACGGCCUGAAGGGGCUCAACUCCAAGCUGCUGGACAUCCGCUCUUAUCUAGAACGGGUGGCUGCAGGCAAACUUCCAAUCAACCAUCAGAUCAUCUACCAGCUACAGGAUGUCUUCAACCUGCUGCCGGAUGUAAACCUACUGGAGUUUACUAAAGCCUUUUACCUGAAGACCAACGACCAGAUGUUGGUGGUCUACCUGGCCUCGCUCAUCCGCUCCGUGGUGGCUCUGCACAACCUGAUCAACAACAAGAUUUCCAACAGAGACGCAGAGAAGAAGGAAGGGCAGGAAAAGGAGGAAGGGAAGAAGGAGAAGAAAGACGACAAAGAGAAGAAAGACGAAAAAGACAAAGACAAGGAGAAAGACAAGGGAGAAGGGGCCAAAAAAGAUGAGAAGAAGAAGAAAUGAGUGCUCUUCCUCUGUGGUCCUCUCUCCGAUCACACCAUCUUCAGCAGGAUGGCGUUCUACUUUCUUCCCCUCAGGAUGUGGGUCUGAGACUAAAAGUAGGACUCUAAAUGGGGAAUUGUCAUUUGAGAUCUGGCCUCCUGGUAACAUCCUGACACUCAAAAGACUGCUAUUACGGUAUAAAGAUGACGACGUUUUGCUCUCCAGUGUUCUGAACUGUGAGAACAUGUUUAUGCUGUUUUCAUAGUUGCCAUGCUCUCGGUGUUUUCCAGCGCCUGGUUCUGCUUCUUUUUUUUUGUUUGUUUUUUUGUAAAAUGGAGUAAAAAUGAUAUUGUUUUCAUUAAAUUGGGAACACACUAAAUGUUUGUUUGUAGUUUUUUGUUCACCUUUUGUCAUUAAAACAAGCAAAAUAUA